AUGUCUGCGGAAGAUACAGAUAGCCGCACGGACUCUCGUGCAGGGACUACGGCCCCCGAGUCCACCGUCCCCUCGUCGCCACUCACGACCCCUACUGACGCCGAAGACUCCAAGUCCUCCAUUGAUAAAGAUGACAAUUCAAAGGCCGAACCUCCGGGCGAGGAAGAAGUUGAAGAGAUGGAUACCAAAGCCAAGGCCUUGAUGCACUUGUUAAAGACCAGCUCCGUCUUUGUAGCUAUCAUGUCAGAAAAAAUGAAGAAACAACAAGAAGAAGCCCGAUUGGCGGCUAUAAAGCAGCGUGAACAAGAUGCUGCGAACCAGAAGAAACCCAAGUCCGUUGCUGAACCUGCUCGUCGAACCACUCGAACCAGACAAGACCAAGAUACUGCAGAGGACAAGGCGCCUGGUGGCGAAGGAGAUGGGGAGCCGAAGAAGUCUAAUCGGGGUCGUCCUAAGCGCAAGUCUGCCGCGAACAACGGUAGUACGAUUUCAAAUUUCUUCAAGAAGGCUGACGUGGAAGUGCCUGAUGAGAAUCCCUCUGUGAAGCAGGCCCUUGAGCAGGCUGCCGAUGAUUAUGAGGCAAAUCCCACUGCUCUUGGUGAGCAGGAUCUUGUUGCGACUCAGCAGCCGUCACUUGUGAGUGGUGGAAAAAUGAGGAAGUACCAACUCGAGGGUCUCGAAUGGCUCAAGACCUUGUGGAUGAACGGACUCUGUGGUAUUUUGGCGGACGAGAUGGGACUUGGAAAAACCGUGCAAGCUAUUUCCAUGAUUGCUUUCUUGAAAGAGAAUAAAGUGUCUGGUCCAUUCUUGAUUGCAGCACCACUGAGUACUGUCAGCAAUUGGGUCGAUGAAUUCGCCAGAUGGACUCCGGAUAUCAAAACUGUCUUGUAUCACGGCUCGAAGGAUCACCGAGCUGCUCUUCGAAAGAAACAUAUGCAGAUGAAGAACCAGGGCGAUAUGGACUUUCCGGUGGUGUGCACAUCUUACGAGAUCUGCAUGAAUGACCGAAAGUUCUUGGCUCAGUAUCAAUGGCGCUACAUCGUUGUGGAUGAGGGCCACCGACUCAAGAACAUGAACUGCAAAUUGAUUAAAGAAUUGUUGACCUACAAUUCUGCAAACCGUCUUUUGAUUACGGGAACACCACUCCAGAAUAACAUUUCCGAGCUGUGGUCACUUCUCCAUUUCCUACUUCCAGAGGUCUUCAAUGAUCUCAAUUCGUUCGAGGGAUGGUUUGACUUCUCUUCCGUUCUAGAUAACACAGGCAAAGCGGAGGUUGUUGAGAAACGCAAGCGCAAUUUGGUCACGAGCAUGCAUGCCAUCCUCAAGCCAUUCCUGCUGCGACGUCUCAAGACAGACGUGGAGCACUCGCUGCCAAAGAAGCGAGAAUACAUCUUAUAUGCACCUCUGACUGCCGAGCAGAAAGAUCUGUAUCGGGAGAUUCUCAAUGGUACCGGGCGCCAGUAUCUUGAGGGGAAGGCUCUGGAGCGUCUGGAGAGUAAAAGCCGCAGCUCUACGCGCUCGCAAAGUUUGAAGCGCAAACGUGGUAGCAGUGGAAGUUCGACUCCGGUGAAGAGUAUGAAAUCUAGUGGAGUGUCUACUCCCGCUGGCAAUGGAGAUAAGUCUCUGAGGCGCCGACGGAGCACGCGUCGGAAUUUCAAUGAUCUCAGUGACGACGAGUUUGAUGAGCACCUUCGCAAACUCGAGCUGGGCAUUGAAGUAGAAGAACCAAAAGCUGAGCCGAGCGACGACGAGGUUGAGGAACUGGAACGUGCCCAGAAUUUAAAACUCGCCAAGAAAGAAAUCGGGCAAAAGAAGAUGCAGAACCCAGUCCUGCAGGCUCGCCUUGCCUGCAACUCCCCUCACAACUUCUACUGGCCUUGGACAGACGAGUCAACUCCUGUAGACGAAACACUCGUCUCCGCUUCAGGCAAAAUGCUCCUACUAGACCGCUUGGUUACAUGUCUUCUCUCGCGAGGCCACAAAAUCCUCAUCUUCUCCCAAUUCAAGACCCAACUCGACAUAAUCGAAGAAUGGGCAACAGGACUCCGAUCCUGGGAAUGUUGCCGAAUCGACGGCGCAAUCGCACAAUCAGAUCGCCAGGCCCAAAUCAAAGACUUCAAUACAAAGAAAAGCCACAAAAUCUUCCUUCUUAGCACCCGAGCCGGCGGCCAGGGAAUCAACCUCGUCGCCGCCGACACCGUCAUUCUCUUCGACUCGGACUGGAAUCCCCAGCAGGAUCUCCAAGCACAAGAUCGAGCACACCGAAUUGGUCAGACAAGGCCCGUCAUCAUCUACAGAUUGGCUACCAAGGGCACUGUCGAGCAGACUCUACUCGAGAAGGCGGAUUCAAAGCGUCGUCUUGAACGCCUCGUGAUUCAGAAGGGCAAGUUCCGCUCUUUGCUUGAUCCGAGUACGAAUAUCCAGGAUAUCGACGAGUUGCGCCGCGUCCUGGGUGAGAAUGAGUUCGAGCGCUUCGAGGCUGGCGCGGACCCGGCGACGAUCUUGUCGGAUGCUGACCUGGAAAUUUUGACUGAUCGUUCAGAGGAGGCUUAUUUGCGUGCUGAGAGGGGUCUUGAUCACGAGGGGGCUGCGUUUGUUGCUGUUGAGACUAAGAGGGAGGAUGAGAACCUCUUGUCUUGA
This is a messenger RNA of Penicillium bovifimosum, 2640 nucleotides long. Its product is annotated as putative SNF2 family helicase/ATPase PasG. Gene Ontology annotation, cellular component: pericentric heterochromatin; nucleus. The transcript is spliced from 4 exons. Bases 1 to 2640 code for a protein of 879 amino acids. The record is from RefSeq and is a predicted model, not a curated record. Lineage: Eukaryota; Fungi; Ascomycota; Eurotiomycetes; Eurotiales; Aspergillaceae. Gene Ontology annotation, biological process: negative regulation of gene expression via chromosomal CpG island methylation; lymphocyte proliferation; DNA methylation-dependent constitutive heterochromatin formation. Gene Ontology annotation, molecular function: chromatin binding; ATP-dependent chromatin remodeler activity; ATP binding.